GCCCAAAAUCCAUUGGUCCUUCAAACGGUGACGCACUUCACUAGGAAAUGGUCAACUGUUUUGUGAGAUUUGUGUAAACACUAUUGAUGCGCGCUCGGCAUUCACCAAAGGAAACCACCAGAUCGCUCGCGAAUCGCCAAACGAGCAUCAUCUGCCUGCGCGAGGACCAUACAAGCACUUUAUUCGACACUUAAGCGACUGUAAUGUCUGCAUCGGUCGAUAUCCACGCGCAGCUGGCGUCGAUCCUCGAGCGCUUCGCCAAAUGCGCGCUGCUGGAGAUGAGCCGCGCGGUGGAGCAGGAGAUGACGCGCCGCCAGAUGGAGGUCGAGACGCUGCUGGUCAAGCUUCAGUUCACCGAGAGCGAGCUGCGGUCGGCCCGACAGAACCAAGCGAACCUGCGCUCGGUGGGAAUACAAGUCAACAACAGCGGCCAGAGAGAGGUGAACCUCAACCUUGUGAAGUUCAAUGAAAAUCAUGACGGAGAAACACAGACAGAGACGUACACAGACGAUUCUUCAGCACAGACAUUCACAUUGAAUGAAGAUGGAAUCAAAUCCAUUCGGAUCAAAGAGGAGCACAUGGAGGAAGGACAGUGGGACAGCGGACCGAUAUCUCCUGCUCUUUGCCUGUUGGGUCCAGAGGUGGAAGACCAGGACAGCUUCAGCGCGGGAACAACAGGACCAGCUAGAGAGGGCAGUGAUUUCAUCCUGACGAGUAAAAUCAAGCCCAGCGGAUUGUGGAAUUCACCCGUUUCUGAGGAAUAUCCCAUCAACUCCGAAGACCAGAGUUUGGACGCGUCUCCUCUGGAAUCAGGCGAGCGAUACGAGAGCCGCCGGCUGGAUCUGAACACACAGGUUCACGUGGAAGAAGCGUACAGACCGGCUGAGAUCUCCCUGCGUGCGAAUCCGUCAGCGGCGGAGAGGAGCUCACGCUGCCCUCAGUGCGGAAAGACCUUCACCACGCGCUUCUACCUGAAGAUCCACCAGCGCAUCCACACCGGAGAGAGACCCUACACCUGCCCGCAGUGCGAAUAUAGAUAUGCUCAAACUAACAACAGCAGUAUGUCCAAUAAUAAAUAA
Messenger RNA from Sinocyclocheilus rhinocerous, 1079 nucleotides. RefSeq names its product zinc finger protein 184. NCBI's taxonomy places the organism in Eukaryota, Metazoa, Chordata, Actinopteri, Cypriniformes, Cyprinidae. Gene Ontology annotation, biological process: regulation of DNA-templated transcription. Gene Ontology annotation, cellular component: nucleus. Bases 204 to 1079 code for a protein of 291 amino acids. The transcript has 5 exons. Gene Ontology annotation, molecular function: DNA-binding transcription factor activity, RNA polymerase II-specific; RNA polymerase II cis-regulatory region sequence-specific DNA binding. The record is from RefSeq and is a predicted model, not a curated record.